Suillus fuscotomentosus is the source of this 1000-nucleotide messenger RNA. RefSeq lists its product as uncharacterized. Bases 122 to 1000 code for a protein of 292 amino acids. The record is from RefSeq and is a predicted model, not a curated record. NCBI's taxonomy places the organism in Eukaryota, Fungi, Basidiomycota, Agaricomycetes, Boletales, Suillaceae. The transcript is spliced from 6 exons.
UUCCGACAACUACUGUAAUCAUACACAAGAUAAUUGACCUAGCAUUAUUACUCGUCGAACUCAUCAACUAUGCACCUCUUGGACAUGCCUUUGAGAGGCUGAAUUUAGAGGUCUGUCUGCGAUGGACGUAGACGUUGAUCUGGAGUCCCUUGGUAUACGAAUGUUCGAACUCUCGUUGACUGCCGGUGCUGCAGGGAAUGAACAAUGGAGAAAAGAAGCUGGCACGCACAAAGAACGAUGGAACCCAUAUGAGGGCCUCCCAGAGCACUGGAAUUAUGCUGUUGAUCCCGGACUGAAUCGCGGAUAUGUAUUUUUUGUUGAAAAGACUGAAUACAAGGAUAUAUUGGCUUCACGCAACAGGGUGGGCAAUGCCCAGGGGAAGAGCAUGUGUUCUAGCCACUCUACAGUCAACCUGGCGGAAACAAGGGCUUCUGGUGGACUUGCAGCAACGGAUGCAGGAACCAUUGAUUGUGCACGGCACAAUUUUAAACGCCCUUGUUCAGUUGGCGAUUUUCAAAAGGGGGAGAGGUACAUCAACAUGGAUUAUCUGUUUUUUUCAAGCAUGCGUUCUUCACACGGCGUUCACGUCCUCAACAUAUCUUACGACAUUUCCUGCCAAUGGAACAAAAACCUUUGGUCGCGCAUGUCAGCAUUCCCGCACAAAUAUCAUAUCAACCACAACGAAAAGGUUAUUACAUUCCUUGUACCUAAAUUUCACCUACCAGCGCACAUUGCUUGUUGUCAAAACAGGUUCUCGUUCAACUUUAUCAAGGGUGUUGGGCGGACGAAUGGCGAAGCUCCGGAGCUACUGGCGAGAUGGGACCCGGAUCCAGGAGAGAGGCCAUUGACAACCACUUUAACGAUUGGAAUUGGAAGAAAGUCUGCUAUGGGCGCCAUUCUUCUCCGAAAAUAUAAGGCCGCGGUACCUGAGGCUGAAGAACAUGCUCGUGAUCUUGACGAAUUCGAGGCUGCCCUUGAUGCAGACCAAUUAGCUGUGUGA